UGGCAGAACGCGCCGCGCGGCACGUGACUCUAUUUUUGGCGCCGCGUUCAAGCCGAGCGAGCGGCCGUCUUGCGGCUGUGGCGGCGUAGACGUUCACAGUUUGUAUUCCUUGCGUUGCAUUGGCACGGGGGGACAACACUCGUCGUGAUAAUCGCGGCGCGUGGCUGAGGCACCACCAUGAGCUGGGCCGUGGAGGAGUGGAAGGAUGGACUGCCCGGACGAGCCCUGCAGAAGAUCACGGAGAUGGAGACUCAGCUGGAAAAGCUGCGCAAGGAACAGCGCCAGCGCCAACUGCACAUUGACACGGUGGAAGCCGCCUGCGAGAAACAGAAGCAGAAGGUGGAGGAGGCAAAGUCGGAGAUCUCUGCCUUGAAGCGGGAGAACCAGAGCUUGAUGGAUGCGUGUGAUUCGCUACAAGCCGCACGGCAGAAGUUGAGUCACGAGCUGCAGCAGCGCGAGACGCAGGCGAACUGCCUGGAUGGCCAGCUCACCUCGGCACGCUUGCACACAGACAAGAUCGAGCAGGAGCUCAAGAGGUGCAAGAAUGAAUUGGAGUGCCGGUCAAGUGUGUCUUCUUCUGAGCUCCAAUCUUUUUCCACACCACAUCACAAAGGAGCAAAUAACUCUACAGUAUAUCCUGAAACACGAGAAAGGAACACAUCUGAUGACAAAUUUGAACAACUGUAUGAGAAGUACAGCACAGAAGUGGCAGAGCGGAAAAACCUUGAAAAUGAGCUGAAAGUUCUGCAAAUCAAACUGGUGAGCCAGACGCAGGCGGCCACUUCCACGAGUCGGCAGGCCAUCGGUCGGCAGCAGGCCUCGUCCUCCGUCUUUCCGUGGCAGAAGCAGAACACCACGAUGCAGGCCCGCUGCGGCCUCUUCACGGGGGACACGCCUCUCAAGCGCACCUCCACCUCGUCUGUGUUCCCCUGGGAGAAUGAGCCGGUGUCGGCCACUAAACGCUGCGGCAGCGCGCUCUCCUCACUCGAGGUGGUGCCCUCCAAGCGGGGCUCCUUCACAGUGCCCGUGGCAGACAAGCAGCCGGUGGGGGCGAGUGCCGCUGCUCGAGAUGGUGGCGCUGCUUUUGGGCGGGAGCGGUGCGGAAUGCCCACCUGUAAUUUGGCCGAUGAAAGUAUACCUUCUCGCAGCCAAGAGAGGGAGUUGGAGCAGCGAGUGCAUAACCAGGAGAUGGAGCUGGAGAGCUAUGCCAGCAAGCUGAACGUUGCCAUGGGACAGCUGGACUCAGCUAGGACAGAACUGGUGGAGAAGGAGCAAAGCCUGCUCAAGUCCCAGAAUGCACUGUCUCGCUUGAACAUUCAGCACGAGCAAGCAGUUGCUAAGGUGACUGCACUGGAGCAGAAGCUCAAGCACGUGGCAGAGGAGAUGAACUGCCAGCGACAGAACGCCGAGUCGGCACGCCUGGCGGCAGAGCAGCGCCUCAAGGACAAGGAGAGAGAACAGCAAGAGGAGGUGGCAAGGCUGGAGCACAACAUCAAUAGCUUGGACCAACAGCUGAGCCAGACAAAGACGAAGCUUGGCCAGGAGCUGCAGCACACCAAGAAUGAGCACAAUGCCCUACAAGCUGAAUUUGACAAGGCUUUGCUUCAGAAGCAGCUUCAGGAGAAGGAGGUGCAGGAGCUUAAACAGGUGUUGCAGAAGGCCAACGGCAAUGUCAAGCUGCAUCAGGACAUGACGAAAGAUGCCAAAUGCAGCUUGGAGGAAGCCACCAAAGAGAAGAAUAACUUAAGCUGCAACUUGGAGCAGAGUGCCCAUCGGGUAAGAAAGUUUGAAGAUGAUAUGAAAAAUCUCAAGCAAGAGCUCUAUGACAGCCAGAGACUACAGGAAGACUUACAGAGGAAAGUGGUGUCUCAAGAAACUGAAGUUGAAAACUUAAAAUCAAAAUUGGAAAAGCAAAGCAAGUCACUAAAUGGCAAUGUGGAUAAUCUAAAGAUUAUUAUAUCCGAUUUGGAAAAGAAGAGAGAUAUUUCUUUAGCUGUGGUAAAGAAAAAUGAAUUGGAGAUGGAAAAAAUGCACUUCAAAUUGUCUGCAUCUACAACUGAAAAUGAAGAUCUUAAGAAUAAGUUGUGUCACAUGGCAAGUGAAUGCAGCUCCUUGGAAGAUGAAAAAGCAUCCCUUAUUCAGCUUAAAAAGGAAAUGUCUGAUAACCUAAACAAACUGAAAUUGGAAAGGGAUGGGCUGUCUGAGAAGGUACACGACCUGGAGGCACAGAUGGAGCAAACCCUGUCUGCCCCACUGGGGAAGCAAAACACUGAUGUGCUUGAGCAGGAGAAUAAAAUAAUAAAGACACAGCUAUGUGAGCUAAAACAGGCACUGGACAACAAAUGUCUGAAGAACACAACACUCAAAGAAAAAGUGUGGGCACUACAAGAAGAGCUCGAGGAGUCUGUGAAGAAACAAGGCACGGGAAUUAUUGAGUUGACAAAAAGCUCGACACAGUUCUCUGAAAAGGUGGCAGGUUUAGAACAUCAGCUGAACUUUGAGAAAAAUGUUAAUGCUGAACUUAAAGAAGAAACUGCGGGUUUAGAGAGACAGCUUACAAAUAUCAACAACUUGAUGAAGUCUAAAGAGCAUCUUUUUGAAUCAAAGGAAGCAGAAUUAAAAGUGAUAAAAGAUGCAUUGCUGAAGAUUGUUGAAGAGCUUGAAAAGGCACAUUGGACAUUAUUUGAGGAAAAGGGCAACACUAAUGAAGAAUUUGGACAUAAAAUGUUGGACACACCAGAGCAAAACCUCUCAACAAUUGAGCCGUCUGUGAGAUUAAUGCAUUAUUUUACCAUUUUGGGGGAGCAUUUGUCGACUCUACAGUCAUCUCUUAUUGCUCAUAAGCAAACGUGCAGUGAGCUGGAAAUUAAAUAUGAAUCCCAGUUGCUAGAAAUGUCGAAGGCUGAGGUACAGACACUGGAGAUGUCUGCGUUGUAUACCAAGCUGCAACAUGAAUUUUAUAAAAACACAUCCAAAAUGGAAGAAGACCUAAAUGAACAGGCUACGCAACUUGAAAAUAUAAAAAAAGUCCUCGAAGAAAAGAACUCAAAUUUUAACGAUAUCUCAAAAAAACUUAAAGAUACACAGGCCAACCUUGUGCUGCAGCAAGAAAGGAAUACAAUACUGCAGCUGGAUCUUGAGGAAGCACAUCAUAAUCUAAUAAUGAAAUCAAAGCAACUUGAAGGUUAUGCCACCCAGAGUAAAGAAAGUGACAGUUACCUUGCUAAAAUUCUGGAAGAAAACGUUUGCUUGAAAGAGCAGGCAAAAGCUUAUGAAGAUUUCACAAGCAGGCAAAACCAAAUGACAGAAUAUGAAGAAAUGAUAAAAGAGCUGGAGACUACAGUUAACUGUUUGAAAAGUGAACUGGAAAAUGAAAUGCAUUCCAGAGAGUCUCAGUGUAACGAACUGCAGGAGGAUGUACGUGAACUUCAGGCGCAAAAUGUAAUGCUACAGCAGGAAAAGGAACAACUACUAAAAUUGCAAGAUGAAAAUGAAGCUCUUAUUAAUAAUUUUAAAAGCCAACUGCAACAGGCUGAACAUUAUUCUUUACAAACAAAAAGCCAGGCCUCCAAGGCAGAAAAGGAAUUGGCCAAUCUUCAAGAACAAUACAUGACCAGUGUGGAAAAGCAAAGAAAGCUAGAAUAUAUGUUAAGUGAGCAGGAUAAAGAAUUGACAUCCAAAAUCUUGGAAAUUGCACAGGUGAAAGAUAAUUCUCAUGAGGCUCUCGAGCAACUUAUGUCAGCUAUUAAACAGCUGGAAGAGAGCAAGUGUGAGUUGGUGGAAAAGCUUAAGCAAGCAGAGUUGCAGGACAAUACAAAUAAUAAUAAAAUUGCUUAUUUAAUGGCUGAGGCAGAAUCUGAGGUUAAGCAAUUUAAUGAAGAAAUGACCAUGCUUAAUUGCAGAUUGUCUGACGUUCAAGAGGACAAUCAGGCUCUACGACUGAGCAAUCAGAAUCUGGAACAAAAGAUUUGUGAAAACGAGCAACAUUUGGAGUCAAGAGAAGAAAAGAUGAUUGCAAGGCAAAAUGAUUAUACCAAGAGAUUUGAACAGUUGGAUGUGAUUAUUGGCAAGCAGACUGCACAGCUUCAGCAACUAGAGGGGGAAAAUACCAAAACAAAAGUCACACUUCAUGAAAAGCAUCAGGAACUGGAACAUCUAAAAGUGAAACUAGAGGAGAGUAGAUUUGACUUUCUGAAGAUUUCAGGGAAUUUGGAGAUGCUUCAGAUGGAUCUGGAAGACAAAGACGUGAAUUUGGAAUUGUACGAGUCACAAAUCAAGCAGCUCAAGGAUACAAUUGAGUCACUCGAUAAUAGGUUAUCUGAAAAUGAAGACGUUGACAAAGUGAGACAAGAAUUGGAAGAAAUAAGGGUGCACUGUGAUGCUCUGAGCAGUCAGCUUUUGGAGAGCCAAGCCUCUGCUGAAUCACUUGGAUAUAAAGUUGUAGAGCAGGAGAAGUUGCUAUCUGAUCUAAGGGUAGAUGUGGAGAAUGCACACUGUCGUGAAAAUGGUCUCUUAGAGAAACUCCACUGUGUGCAAGAGCAGUUGGAAAGUAGUCUUUUGGAAGCAGGCCAUCUCAGAACAGAUGUUGACAAUAGGAAUAGUGACAUCGCAGCUAAGGAUUCAAUUAUCUGUGAUCUCACAAAAGAGUUAAAGCUUUCAGAAGAGAAUAUUUUCAAAGCUAGAAACAUGUACAAUGAUUUACAAUCAGAAUCUAAUGCACUAAAGGAACAGCUGACCAAAAGACAAAGUCAUUGCAUUUUACAACAAGAUGCUAUAAUACAGUUAACUGGCACUAAUAACAAUGAUGAAGAAAAUGCUGUAAAUAUUCCACCCACACAACAUUGUUUAAAUGUCUGCUCGUUACCAUCAUCUGAACAAAAUUCCAGUAUAAAUAUAGAAACUGAGUUAUGUCAGCUGAAAGCAGAUUAUGGUGUCCUGAGUGAGGAAUUUAGAGAUCUCAAGACAAACUAUGAUGCUCUUCAGAAGACCUGCAAUUUACUGUCAGAAGAAAAUACAUUUGCUUUACAGGAGAAGAUUUUAGCUGGAUCCCUUCUUACACAGGCUCUUGAAGAACAGGAAGAGUUGAAGGUUGAAUAUCAUAAAGGACUGUUAUUGCAAGGGCAAUAUGAGGCGCUGCAGAGCUGUCAUAAUGAGUUACAAGAAAAGGUUCAACAGACAGCAGAACAUGUGGUUGAAUUGAACAGUGUUAUUGAAUCUCUUCGCUCAGAUAAGAAGAACAUGGCUGAGACUCUCAUUCGGCAAAGUAAUAAUAACGCACAAGUAGAAUGUCUGGCAUUGCAUAAGCAAGUGCUUGGCCUACAAGAAAAACUUAAAGACACACAAGAACCCAUGAGACAAGUACUCACCAAAUCAGAGUGUAACAUGGUACAGCAUUUACCUCAUUCAUUACGGGAUAAUAUAGAUACCAAUGAUUCAGAUGUGGAAAGCUUUCAUAAAAGGCCAAAACGUGACCAUGAUGUAGAAAGUGCACAUGCAGAAGAAAUGCAUGAAGGACAUGAUUUAACAAUGUCCAUUGAGUUAGAUGACCAGCUAAACAACGUUGUUGAGCUCAGCAUUCAGCUUAAUAUUGAUAAUUUGCAGGAAGAAAGUAUUCAAGGUACUCACAGUGCUAAAGACAUAACGAACGAUAAGGUUUCAGAAAUUUUGGAAUCUCAGAUUGUGUUUAAUUCAAUCAAGGCAGAUGAAUGUGAAUUGUCCUGUAAUAUAGACGCUUUACAGGAGAAAAAUUCAGUUGUACUCAAACAGGUUAGUGUUUUUGAGACAAACCAGAACAAUCUUUUGAAAAAAGUUAAGAGCCUUGAGCAAGACUUGGACAGUGUUCUCUCUCAGUCUAAGCAUGAACAGGCCAAAGGUUCUGAUUUGAUUGAUAAGCUGCACAGUCUAGAACUGAACAGGACCUUGUUAGAAGACAAAAUUCAGGAUCUUGAAAAUGAAAUGCAGCAUAUCAAGUCGGAGAAGCUUAAUCUAGAAAAGCAGAUUUUGUCAUUGAAAGCUGAUGCUCAGGAUGUAUAUUCCAAGAAUGCUUCACUUGACAUGCCAAAUGAGCAGACACUAUUGGCACUGCACAAAGAAGAGAUGGUCUCAGUAAAAGCUGAACAUGCGCAAAUUGCUGCAGAGCUGCACAGCCUUUCAAAUGCACAUGCAACAUUGCAGAACAGCUAUGAGAUUCAAAACAGCCAGUUGUUUACAACAAGGUUGGAAAAAGUGGAAGCUGCUGAAUUCAUUUGCUCCCUAAAAGCUGAAUUGUUAGAAUUUAAGGAACGACUGCAAGUUUGUGAAGAAGGUUUUUUGCGUAUGUUGAACGAAAAAGAAGAACUUUGUAAUAAGCUCCAGAACCUUGAUAAUGAGGCUUUAGCUAAAUCUUUGGAGUAUAAAGAAAAGAUGGAAAGCAUUGAGCUCCUGAGGAAUAUGAAAGAAUUGGCAGAGCAGAAGGCUGCAACUUCACAGGCAAAGCUAGAGUGCUUCCAAAAUGAACAUUCCAGGGUCUUGGAGUCAGUGAAUUCUGUGCUUCUUGAGAAGGCUAUGCUUGGCAAGCAGCUAAAUUCUACCGAGGAGGCCAUAGGUGAGCUAAAGCGCUACAUCGAGAAGCUCAAGUUGAUACUUGAAGCGGAUGACAGGAAGAGAAAAGAAAUGGAGCAAAAGAUACGCCACAGUGAGAGGAAACAUGACGCCCUGCAGGAUAAGAUUGAGCAGCUGAAAAGAGAGUUGGAGAUGAGCGAGGCCAGCUUAGAAGACAUGGUUCUGCGCCAAGAAGCAAUCGAAGAGGAUGCCAAGACAGCUGUGGAAGAAAAAAACGUGGCAACAGAAAGCUACGAGUCUUGCAAAGCGCAACUGGACCUUGUGUCUGCAGAAAAGCAGGAGCUCGUUGAGGAAUUGAAAGAGAAGCAACAUCAAGUGGAUGAGGCCAAGUCCACCAUCAUUGCACUGCGAGACACCCUGCAGAGGCAGCAGGAAGAUGACAUGAAUACCAGGAAGGUGUUUGAGAAGCACUCUUCUCAAGUCGAGGUUGAAAUGGCAUGCCAUUUGGAUACAGCUGUCCAUUUGCAGGAACAAAUUAAACUUCUAAAUGAGCAGUUGGUAUCUUGUAAAUCUGAGCUGCAGGAAUGGCAAAGACAGAAGGAUGAAUGGCUCUCACAAUGCCAUGCCCAAAAGCUGGCGUAUGAUAUUAUGCAGGAGAGGGCUGCUGCGGCAGAAAGCCACGUCGCCAGCCUGAAGAACGCCCGUCACGCAUUGAGUGUGGAGCUUCAGUCUGUGCACCAAGUGCUGUCUGAGCUACAGGCGAAGAGUAAUGUUGCACUGGCAGAACUGCAGGACAAACAGCAGACUUUUGUGGAGGAGCUUCACAAAGAGAAUGGUAGAAGAUUGGCGGAAAUGCAGGUGAAAAAUCAUAGGGCAUUAACUGUGCUGCAUUCCCAGCAUGAUGAGCAACUACUCUCCGUCCGGGGUGAUUAUGAUUCUGCUCUUAGCGAAAUGUCUGUCAAGCACGAGACCUUGCGUGCAGAGAUGGCAGCAAAACACGGAGAGGCGAGGAUGGAAAAUCAGGCAUUGAAGUUCAAAUUGAAGACUCUGCAGGAAGCUCAUCAGCAACUGGAGGUGGCGGCUUGUACGUUGAGGAUUCAGAAUUCGGCAGAGAGGAUCGGGCUUGAGCAUCAGAUCAAUGAUCUGCAGGAACAGAUUUCCAGCCAGGACAGGAAGAUCGCCAUGCUGAAAUUAGCCAAGGAGCACGAUGACACCGAACUGAAGGAUGCUGAGAAAUGCAAGCAAGAACUCCUUGAUGCCAAAGUGGCGGAAGUUGAAGCAGACAAAGCCCGAUUGGCCAAGGAAAAGGCUGCUCUGCAAGGAAAACUACAGCUGUGGAUGAGCAACGGUCGGCAGCUGGAGAAGGAGAAAGAGGAACUGCACAAGCGAAUUCACAAGAUGGAGGGGAAACUGAAGACUCUGCAAGGGCCAGGGGCAGGCUGCAGGAAAGCGCUGCGUGAUGAGGGAGACCAGGUGACGGUCAAGCGUGGCAGGAAGGGCGACGUCGAAAACAGGACCGAGGCAAAGCGCAUGAAGCCCCUUCCAGAGGGGAGGCGCACUGCCGCACGCGAAGGCACCACUUACCAACCAGACGGGCUUCCGGAGGUUGUAAACAAAGAUGUUGUUGUCCCAUUUGCUGGGACAGGCUUUGCAGACAUCCCAUUGGUGCUGGAAUCCAGCCCGUACGUGCUCUGUCGCACCACCAUGCUCUCCCGGAGGGGAGAGGAUGCAGCAGCUUCACCUUCACCCGCUCGGAAGCACCCCGUGACAAACCUGCAGCCUCAGCUCCUUACUCGGAACACGGCCACUGCCAGCAACCCAAUGCAGGGCAAGGAGCAGGGCAAGGAGCAGGCCAAGGAGCAGGCCAAGGAGCAGGCCAAGGAGCAAGCCAAGGAGCAGGCCAAGGAGCAGGCCAUCGGCAGCCUCCCAUCGGCGUGGUCGGCCUCUCCAAUGACAGUCAUCACCAACAGUCCCAGCCGGACGGCCCCAGGCUGUGGCGCCAGCAAGCCAACCAGCCAGCGCUCGCUCAGCAGGCUGUCUCCGGAGCAGAGGGAGAAGCGCAAGCAGACGCAGGCCAUCUCCGAGGCACAGCUGGAUGAGAACUGCAAAAUGCAGUAGAGCUCUUGACCGCAUGCCAACCCAAAACACACAAAUGAAGACAAACGUGGUAUUUUUAAAGGGAAUCUACGUUGGAUAGAGUCUCAUGUUCUUAAUGUUUUUCACAGCAGGAAUUCUUCAUGUAGUUUCAUGCACAAUUGCGCAGAUAACAAGUUAACACAGAUUUGGGAAAUCGAGUAGCUUUAAUUGAUGGGUUCGCAUGCAAUGCCCUUCAGCAGUGGCUCCUCAAACUUCUGCCAUUUUACAAACCAUCACUGACUGAGGCAUAGAAAUAUGGGCUAAGGUGAACAUCCCCAUACAUGCACACAUUCGAUUGCUAGGAAAUAUAGUUCUCUAUGAAAAAUGAAAAGGUUUUACUCUUUCUAGGCAAUACUACCGGUGUCAAGAUACUCUUUGGUUUUAUUCGGUAAAGUCACGUAGAUAAAAUAAAACAAAAUAAAAGAAAAUAAUUAAAUCACGACGUUUCGGAGGCAACACAAGCUUCCGUCUUCAGGUGGAAAAGUCAACGCAGAAUAUCUGUGUCAGGAGCACAGUUCAGAGACAACAGGGAUUUUAUACAGGUGUUGAGGAGUUCCCGACGACGACUCGGAGACGGCUUGAAGGUAAGGGCUUUCGCCAAAGGUUUAUUAAGUAUAUUACAAUAACACAAAGGGUGUGACAACUCCCAGGGGUUAGGGGUCUUACACUAAG
Petromyzon marinus (sea lamprey) is the source of this 9348-nucleotide messenger RNA. NCBI's taxonomy places the organism in Eukaryota, Metazoa, Chordata, Hyperoartia, Petromyzontiformes, Petromyzontidae. The record is from RefSeq and is a predicted model, not a curated record.